Molecule: messenger RNA, 2727 nt
Organism: Capsicum annuum
Lineage: Eukaryota; Viridiplantae; Streptophyta; Magnoliopsida; Solanales; Solanaceae
Product: dolichyl-diphosphooligosaccharide--protein glycosyltransferase subunit STT3B
Exons: 7
Coding region: 252-2408 (718 amino acids)
Cellular component (GO): membrane
Molecular function (GO): oligosaccharyl transferase activity
Source: RefSeq, a predicted model, not a curated record
AAAUACUUGUGUAACUUUUCAUCGAGAGUUCCUCUGAAUCAGCCCCUGCGUUAUAUGGAUCUUAAUUGGGCCUAAAAGGAAAAGAGUAAAGCCCAUUGACUAAAUACCUCGUAAAAGUCUUUUAUUUCAUUUUCUCCACGUUUUGUAUAAUUCCUCAAACGCUUCUCCCUCUGAGGAUCCUUCCAUGAAUUCAGACACUGCUACUACGUUUCAGUAGGGUUUACAUUUUGAGCUAAAUCAAUUUAGAUCUAAUGGAGAAAGCAACGGAUCUAUUUUCACUGAAAUCACUUAAGCUGAAAACGAAGCAACAGGAGCUUCUCCUACGGAUUUCGAUCCUCGGACUCGUAUACAUUCUCGCAUUUAUAACGCGGUUAUUCAGUGUGUUGAGAUAUGAGAGCAUGAUCCAUGAAUUUGAUCCGUAUUUCAAUUACAGGACGACGUUAUAUUUGACUCAGAAAGGUUUUUAUGACUUCUGGAAUUGGUUUGAUUCGGAGAGCUGGUAUCCACUUGGACGUAUCAUUGGUGGUACGCUUUAUCCUGGACUUAUGGUUACUGCUGCUUUUAUCUACUGGACACUCAGAUUCCUCAGGUUUGCUGUCCAUAUACGUGAGGUUUGUGUGCUCACAGCGCCCUUUUUUGCUUCCAACACAACCCUUGUUGCUUACUUCUUUGGGAAAGAGUUAUGGGAUUCUGGUGCCGGGCUUGUGGCUGCAGCAUUAAUUGCUAUCUGCCCUGGUUACAUCUCAAGGUCGGUGGCAGGAUCAUAUGACAAUGAGGGGGUCGCAAUAUUUGCUCUGUUGCUUACUUUCUAUUUAUUCGUUAAGGCUGUGAAAACAGGUUCACUUGCUUGGUCUCUGGCCUCAGCUUUUGGGUACUUCUACAUGGUUUCAGCUUGGGGUGGUUAUGUCUUUAUCAUUAAUCUUAUCCCACUGUAUGUGCUGGUACUCUUGGUUGUCGGAAGAUAUUCGAUGAGGCUAUAUGUGGCUUACAACUGCAUGUAUAUUUUAGGAAUGCUGCUUGCAAUGCAAAUUCGUUUUGUGGGUUUUCAGCAUGUACAGUCAGGAGAACAUAUGGCAGCAAUGGGAGUAUUUUUCUUGAUGCAGGUGUUUUAUUUCUUGGAUUGGUUGAAACAUCUACUGAAUGAUCAGAAGUUGUUUCAAGCUUUCUUAAGGAUAACAUUGACUUGUGCUAUAAGUGUGGGUGCCAUUGCUCUCGGAGUUGGCACUGCUUCUGGUUAUAUCUCUCCCUGGACUGGUCGGUUUUACUCACUUCUGGAUCCAACUUACGCGAAAGACCACAUUCCCAUUAUUGCUUCUGUUUCUGAGCAUCAGCCAACUGCAUGGUCGUCUUUCAUGUUUGAUUUUCAUAUAUUGCUAAUCCUUUUCCCGGCGGGUCUGUAUUUCUGCUUCAAACGACUGUCGGAUGCUACUAUAUUUAUCGUGAUGUACGGGCUUACCAGCAUGUACUUUGCUGGGGUCAUGGUUCGAUUGAUUCUUGUUGCUACACCCGCGGUAUGCCUCAUCAGUGCUAUUGCUGUCUCGGCAACUAUCAAGAAUUUAAGUCAGUUGGUGAGGACAAAAGCAAAGCCUACUCAAGGUGGCUCUGGUAAAGGAACAACUAGCACAAAGGCUUCCUCAAAGGGUGCGCUUGAUCGUUCUUUGCCCUACCAAAGAAAUGGAGCAAUUGCAUUGCUUGUUGGUGCUUUCUAUUUGUUGACUAGAUAUGCAAUCCAUUGUACCUGGGUGACAUCAGAGGCGUACUCAUCUCCCUCCAUUGUCCUAGCUGCCAGGGGUGCCCAUGGGAAUAGGGUUAUCUUCGAUGACUACCGUGAAGCGUAUUAUUGGUUGAGACAAAACACUCCUCAGGAUGCUAAGGUGAUGUCUUGGUGGGAUUAUGGUUAUCAGAUCACUGCCAUGGGUAACAGGACUGUGAUUGUAGAUAAUAAUACCUGGAACAACACACAUAUAGCUACAGUAGGAAGAGCGAUGUCAUCUUAUGAGGAUGAAGCAUACGAGAUAAUGAGAUCACUGGAUGUGGAUUAUGUAUUGGUUGUGUUUGGAGGUGUGACUGGUUAUUCAUCUGAUGACAUAAACAAAUUCUUGUGGAUGGUGAGAAUAGGUGGCGGAGUUUUUCCUGUCAUCAAAGAACCAGAUUACCUUGUCAAUGGCGAGUAUCGUGUUGACAAAGGUGCUGCGCCUAAGAUGUUGAACUGUCUGAUGUACAAGCUAUCUUAUUAUCGCUUUGGUGAACUGACAACAGAAUAUGGCCAGCCUCCUGGAUAUGAUAGAGCCAGAGGGGUUGAAAUAGGAAACAAGGACAUCAAACUGGAAUACUUGGAAGAGGCGUUCACGACAUCUAAUUGGAUAGUCAGAAUUUAUAAAGUCAAACCACCCAAGAACAGGUGGUAAACUGGGUGUCUUUUCUAUCUCCGUCGGGACUAGGUGUAAUGAGGACAAAUUUUGAAAGUACUAAAUAGAUAUAGAGUACUGCUUUCUUUCUUAUCUUUUAUUUUGGGGGUGAAUUUGUAGCUCCAAUUGCCUGGGGAUGUUCUUUUUGUAGCAUGACUUUCUCUCACUAAUAUGGCCAGUGUAAUGGAGUAGCAAAGUAAGUCUGAUUAGUUAGCCAAUUUGGUGUAUCUACUUCCAAAGUGGAAACGGAGUAGAGAUCAAAAAGCUGGUUUGGCUGUUGCUAUGUUAUGUAUGAAAGUGAAAGGGAAAAUUGUCACCA